Cryptotermes secundus is the source of this 1418-nucleotide messenger RNA. Its product is annotated as pre-mRNA-splicing factor ATP-dependent RNA helicase DHX16. Bases 635 to 1072 code for a protein of 145 amino acids. Gene Ontology annotation, molecular function: RNA binding. Gene Ontology annotation, cellular component: intracellular anatomical structure; catalytic step 2 spliceosome. Lineage: Eukaryota; Metazoa; Arthropoda; Insecta; Blattodea; Kalotermitidae. The transcript has 7 exons. The record is from RefSeq and is a predicted model, not a curated record.
CCAAAAACAUGAGAGUUUCACUUCUUAACAGAGGGCAGGAGGAAAUAGAAUGGCAGAGAAGGCAGAGAAUGAUAGUGGUUGUAAUGACGUAAUGACUUUCUAGGAACGUCGUGAAGACGAUAUCUUAGAAAACCAAAUGUAACUUAAGCGAGUGACCAGUUUGUGUGAGCGUGAGGAAGUACCACAGUACGCAGGGUUGUGUUGGGUGGCAGCUGCCAGGUGUGAAAGUUCCUUAGGAAAUGGCUCUGGCGAAGCAUGGGACGUAGUUCGUGUGGGAAGACAAUUUUUGACAGCAGAAAUUAGUGCGAAAGACCUAGGUUGUCCAAGUCCUGGAGGUGAACAUGUGCAGGCCUCUGCAAAUGAGCGAGCAGGGCGUGCGUCAUUAUACAGCCUGGGCAUACAGACACGAGUUUGAAGAUAACACGGUGCCUGAGAUUCAGCUUAUUAACUUGGGCAAUGCUGUUUUGACAUCAAAGGCUCUAGCAAUUUGUGACCUUGUACAUUUUGACUUUUUGGAUCCUCCACCUCCUGAGACACUGGAUGUUCUGCUUUAUGGCAAUUGUUGGCAUUAGAGCAGUUACAUGCACUUGGGCCACUCAACCAUCAUGGAGAACUAACAACACUGGGCCAUCGAAUGGCUGAAUUUCCUGUUCAUCCCAUGAUAGCAAAAAUGAUCCUUGCAUCAGAAAAGUAUAAGUGGUCAGAAGAGUUUCUGACUAUUGCUGCAAUGCUUCCUGUAAAUUGUGCCAUUUUCUACGGACCCAAGGACAAGACAGUCCAUGCUGAUGCUGCACAACAUAGCCUCUUUACACCAGAUGGUGAUCAUCUCAUGCUGCUGAAUAUUGACACACAGUGGUGUUAUGCAAAUUUCUUACAGCAUCGCUCUCUGAAACAUGCACGUGACCCACGUGAUCAGUUGGCAGGGCUAAUGGCACGUGUUGAUAUAGAUCUGGUUUCAGGAGCAGGUGACACUGCUGGAAUCAGGAAGGCUUUUUUCUCAUAUGCUUUACUGAUGUAUUAUCAACAGACUCAACUGAAGUCAGUGGAAAAAGUUGAUUUACAGAAGAACUAAUUGUUCAAGGUUGAACUUCAUGAUAUCUGAGCGCUGUGAUAUUUGUGCUGAGAUUAUUUUCCUUCUCUACAACAGGAAAAAUCUGAAGAACUAAAUUGAAUGAUAGUAUUUCUUUACUCAGAUCAUGCAAGUGUAAUCCAUGUUUAAUACACAAGUGUCUAUUUUAAUUUACUUCCAUCACACUGAGAUGUGGAAAUAGUUUUUGACCUUUAGUAGUUUUCUAUUAAAAUUAGUAAUUUCAUUGAGUAAUAUUAGGACCUUUUAGGUAAUGCCUAUGAGGGACUGUUAAAAGAAUCACAUUCAUAUGAGUGACUCUUAAUGAAUUCAAUAAAAUCAUUAAAAACCA